This is a messenger RNA of Recurvomyces mirabilis, 1194 nucleotides long. RefSeq names its product translation initiation factor eIF4A (gene TIF1). The transcript has 4 exons. Lineage: Eukaryota; Fungi; Ascomycota; Dothideomycetes; Mycosphaerellales; Teratosphaeriaceae. The record is from RefSeq and is a predicted model, not a curated record. Gene Ontology annotation, molecular function: RNA binding; ATP binding; RNA helicase activity. The coding region runs from base 1 to 1194 and encodes 397 amino acids.
AUGGCUGACGGAAAGGGCCUUGAGGAUAUCGAGGCGGCCCAGAUCGAGUCCAACUACGAUGAGACCACCGACUCCUUCGACGCCAUGGACCUAAAGGCUGAGCUCCUCCGUGGAGUCUACGCCUACGGUUUCGAGCGCCCAUCUGCUAUUCAGCAGCGUGCUAUCAUGCCCGUCAUCAAGGGCAGCGAUGUCAUUGCCCAGGCCCAGUCCGGUACCGGCAAGACCGCCACCUUCUCCAUCUCCGUCCUCCAGAAGAUCGACCCCAACAUCAAGGCGCCCCAGGCCCUGAUUCUCGCACCCACCCGUGAGUUGGCGCAGCAGAUCCAGAAGGUCGUCGUUGCCAUCGGCGACUUCAUGUCCAUCGAGUGCCACGCCUGUAUCGGCGGCACCAGCGUGCGAGACGACAUGAAGGCUCUGCAAGAGGGCCCACAAGUCAUCGUCGGCACCCCCGGCCGCGUGCAGGACAUGAUCCAGCGCCGCAUCCUCAAGACCGACAGCAUGAAGAUGUUCGUGCUCGACGAGGCCGACGAGAUGCUGUCCCGCGGUUUCACCGAGCAAAUCUACGACAUCUUCCAGUUCCUCCCACAAUCCACCCAGGUCGUCCUCCUCUCCGCCACCAUGCCCCAGGACGUCCUCGAGGUCACCACCAAGUUCAUGCGCGACCCCGUCCGUAUCCUCGUCAAGAAGGACGAGCUCACGCUCGAAGGUAUCAAGCAGUUCUACAUCGCGGUCGAGAAGGAGGACUGGAAACUCGAUACCCUGUCCGACUUGUACGAGACCGUCACCAUCACCCAAGCCGUCAUCUUCUGCAACACGCGCAGAAAGGUGGACUGGCUGACCGACAAGCUCACGGCCCGCGACUUCACCGUCUCCGCCAUGCACGGCGACAUGGACCAAGGCCAGCGCGACGUCAUCAUGAAGGAGUUCCGCUCCGGCUCCUCGCGCGUACUCAUCGCCACCGACUUGCUCGCCCGCGGUAUCGAUGUCCAGCAGGUCUCCCUCGUUAUCAACUAUGAUUUGCCCGCCAAUCGCGAGAACUACAUCCAUCGUAUCGGACGCGGUGGACGUUUCGGACGCAAGGGUGUAGCGAUCAACUUUGUCACGGCGGAUGAUGUGCGCAUGAUGCGUGAGAUUGAGCAGUUCUACAGCACUCAGAUUGAGGAGAUGCCGAUGAAUGUUGCUGAUCUCAUCUAA